Triticum dicoccoides is the source of this 3081-nucleotide messenger RNA. RefSeq names its product putative disease resistance protein At3g14460. Bases 1 to 3081 code for a protein of 1026 amino acids. Gene Ontology annotation, molecular function: ADP binding. The record is from RefSeq and is a predicted model, not a curated record. Lineage: Eukaryota; Viridiplantae; Streptophyta; Magnoliopsida; Poales; Poaceae. The transcript is spliced from 3 exons.
AUGAGCUUAUCUGCUUUUGGGAUCAUUAGUGCCAUCAAUGAAUGUGUCAAUUUGUUCCAGUCAGCAAAAUCUGCGAUUUCAUCUCUGCGCUCCCGAUGGAGUGGCUCACAGGAGCAAAGUCUCCAUGAUCAUGUAUUGCAAUUACAGAGUGACCUACAACGUCUCUGUGACAUCCUUCCUGCAAUGUACGACCUCAUUAAUGGAGCAGAGUGGAGAAGCCACAAACGCUGUGUGGCCAUGCUCCUUCCUAGCCUCAAGGAUGUCGUGUGUGAGGCUGAAGACCUUAUUGAUGAGUUUAGAUGGUACGAGAUGAAGGUGCAAGCGGAGGGCAAUGCAACCCGAUCUCCUUUCAUCGACUUCCUUGAUAAGGUCAUUCAUGGCAACUUCAACAAACUGAAUGAUGUCCAAGUAAGAUUGGUUCAUCUUUCGAGUCAGCUAGAGAAGAUGGGGCUUCCUGGAGUUACACAACACUUUGACAAAUUGAUCAGACCGGAGACCACCUCUUUGCCAAGUGAAACAAAAAUAUUUGGACGUGACAAAGAGCUGGAGCAUGUAUUGGGAUUUCUCAAUGUACCUACAAAUUCAAAACGCAAGAGAGCAACUAGUUCAACCAUUGCAUCAACAAGCGCAUCAACAAGCAACCAAGUUAGUGAUGAAUCGAUAAUAUUGAAUCUUCCUGUUUUGCCAAUAGUUGGAAUUGGUGGUGUUGGAAAGACUACUCUGGCCCAACUAAUUUGCAGCCAUCAAGGAGUGAAGUCUCACUUUGAGAUGAUAAUUUGGAUUUUCGUCUCAGAUGACUUUGAUGUGAAGAGGUUAACUAAAGAGGUCAUAGAAUCAUGUCUUGGAAAUCUGGCAACAACUGAUAAUUUGGAUUCUCUUCAGCGUGCUCUCUCUGAGCGUGUGAAAAAUAAAAGAUUAUUGAUAGUCCUUGAUGACAUGUGGGGUGAUGCAUUAAAGGAAAAUGGGCAGUGUUGGAAGAGAUUUUGUGCACCUUUUAGAAGUAUCCAAGAGGGAAGUGCGAUGUUGGUUACCACUAGAUGUCCAAAUGUCGCCGAGGGGGUGCGGACAAUGGAGCCCAUCAUAUUAGAAGGUCUAGACGACGGUGUCUUCUGGAAUUUCUUCAAGUCAUGUGCGUUUGGAUCCGAUGGUGGUAACAAUGAUCCUGAGUUAGAGUGCAUUGGUAGAAGAAUACUUCCUAAGUUGAAGGGUUCUCCUUUGGGCGCCAAAACACUGGGGCGCAUGUUAAGCACGGACCUUCAAGCAUCACAUUGGAAUUAUAUACUUGAAAGUGAACUGUGGGAGUUGAAACAAAAGGAGACUGACAUUUUGCCUGCCCUUCGAUUGAGCUACAUGUAUUUACCAUUCUAUUUGAAGCAGUGCUUCGCAUUUUGUGCUGUGUACCCCAAAGAUUACAUCUUUCAGAAGGAACGCUUAGCUGAAAUCUGGGUAGCAGAAGGCUUUGUGGAACCUCAAGGUCGUGUUAAAAUUCAAGAUAUUGGCUGCCAGUAUUUUGAAGACCUUCUAGCACGGUCCUUCUUUCAAAAGGCUGGCAGUGGUGGAUACGUAAUCCAUGACUUGCUGCAUGACAUGGCACAAAAAGUUUCAGAGCACGACUGCAUAAUCUUAAGAAAUAAGAGUGACUUUGAUAAAGUUCCCCAAAAUGUCCGUCAUCUCUACAUACUCCCUAACGGUGACUUUGACAAUGCCAGCCUAUUGAGACUAUGCAAAGAUUCUCCUUUGAAGAUGGUUCCUUCAGCUUUUUGUUUGCUAUAUAAUUUACAGUUUUUAUAUGCCAGGAAAUGCAAACUAGAAAGCUUGCCCAGUGACUUUGGUAAGUUGAUCAAGUUGCUGAAAUUUGAGUCAAACGGAUUAACAUAUUGUGCCGGGGGCCACAUGCAUUUGAAUUCAAAAGAUGGGCAGGAACAAGGAUUUAGGUUAAUAAAGAAUUUGAACCAAUUCCGGGGAAACUUGGUGAUAUCUAAUGUUGGAAUGCUAAGUAAGGAUCAUGCGGCUGAAGUUGAACUGAAAAAUAAGAAAUAUCUUGACAACUUGAAGUUGAAUAUGUGGGAUAUGCAGGCUACACAGGAUGCUUUAGGCUUCCAUAAGUUUAACAGCCAUGACAAGGAGAUAAAAGAGGUGCUUGAAGUUUUGGAGCCUCCUAUCAAACUCAAGUCUCUGUCCCUCGAUAAUUAUGACGGUGUAUCACUCCCAAGCUGGUUUCAACCACAAAACUUGCCAGCCUUAAAAUCACUUACUUUUGCUGUUUGUGUUCGACUCGAGAGCAUAUCAUCUCCCUUGAUCUCACAUAGUGUUAACUUAAAUGAGACACAUGCAGCUGGUAUUUUCAUGUCUUUGACAAACGUAACCAUUGAUGGGUGCGAAAGUAUAUCAAGCCUCGAACAUUUUCUGCAUCCAGAUUGUGUACCGGCCAUCAAGACAAUAAGAAUUGAAGAUUGCAAGAUUAUUGAAUGCUGCGCCCUCACGUACUUUUAUUUACAAUGUGAGUUUGUCACAUCUAUCCAACUGCAAAUGUGGAGUCUUCCAGCUCUACAGAUAUUGCAUAUCGAGUGCAAAUCACUUGCAUCUAUUGGAGGCUCCACAAACCUUUCCAUUUCGGCAAGCACUGGCAGCAUUGGAACAUUCUCAUCCCUAGUUGUCCUAUCAAUUCAGAGUUGUCAGAACUUUUCAACCCUUGAUGACUUCCUAACACAAGAAUAUGUACCUGCGAUUGUGAAAAUUGAGAUAUUGUGUUGUAUGGAGUUAUUGUCCCUGCCAGGUGAAAAUUUUGGUAGUUUUCCUCAUUUGAAACAUCUAGUAGUUAAUAAGUGCCCAAGACUCACCUGGCAAAGGGGGUUGGUCUUGCCAUCAUCUCUCCAAAGGCUCGUCUUAACGAGCUGUGGGGAUGUAUCUCCACAUGUUCCUAGCUGCCUCGAUAACCUCACAUCCCUUGUCUCGCUGAGCAUUGGUGGCCUGAGCAUAACAUCUAUUCCAGGUGACAUUUGGCACAAUAAUCUUGCAUCACUUAAGGAAUUGGUGAUUGAGGAUUGUCCAUAUAUACCUACUUUCAUUUGGUGGAGCUAA